AUGAUGCGCGCGGCCACGAUUGCCCUCCUUGCGUUUGCUGCGACUGUGCGCGCUCAAUACGGCGAAACUGCGCCUGCCCCGCAGGGCUAUGCCGCGCCUGCUCCCCAGGGCUAUGCUGCGCCUGCCCCGAAGGGCUAUGCUGCGCCUGCCCCGCAAGGCUACGGCGCACCUCAAGGGUACGGUGACGAGGCCCAGGGUUACGACGGCUACGAGCCGGAAGCGUAUGGCAACCAUGACGACGGCUACGGCGGCUACGAGCCGGAAGCGUACGGCGACCAUGACGAUGGCUACGGCGGCUACGAAACGGAAUCGUACGGCCACCAAGACGACGGCUACGGCGGCUAUGAACCGGAAUCGUACGGCCACCAAGACGACGGCUACGGCGGCUAUGAACCGGAAUCGUACGGCCACAAAGACGACGGCUACGGCGGCUACGAACCGGAAUCGUACGGCAACGAGGACUACGCCCCGGCGCCCAAGGGCUACGCCAAGGCGCCCGCCCCCGAGGGCUACGGCAAAGCUCCCGCGCCCAAGGGUUCCGGCAAAGCCCCCGCGCCCAAGGGUUACGGCAAGGCACCGGCCCCCAAGCCUUAUGGCAAAUACGAGCCGGAGCCGAACGACUACGACAACGGUGAUGGCUACUACAAAAAGACGCGUGCCCCGGUGCCGACCUCGGAGCCGACCCCCAAGCCGACCCCCAAGCCGACGCCAUACCCGACCACGUACGUCGCGCCGCUUACGCCGCCGCCGCCGUUCAUUCCCCCGACGGAGACCAAGUACGGCCCCGCGCCUGCUCCCGCAUGCGCGUCGACGUGGAAGCCGAACUCGGCCAAGUACAUGGCGUAUGUCUGCAGCUCGCUCUAUGCGAGCGCGACCAAGUGGGCCUCGAACAACUGCAAGGCGUACUACACCGUGACGCCUGACUACGACGACAAGAGCUUGUACCAGGCGCAGCUCUGCACGUACUGGAGCCAGCGCAGUGUCUUCCGCGUUGUCACCUCGUGCUUCAUCGAGGCGCACCUUCGCAACGAGUUCAUCCAGAAGUACGGCAAGGCCGGGCCUGGCCAGUGGUUCUGCAAGUACACGGACUUUGUGAACCAGGUCAAGGAGUGCUACAGCUCGUCGCUCGACUGCUACCCGCUCGGCAAGUCGUUCAACUCGCUUGAGGCCCAGGUCGCGGCGCUCAACCCGCCGUCGACGUCCAUGCCGCCGUUCCAGUUCACGGGCGCGUCCAUUGCCAUGUGCGCGUACUACAACAAGGACCAAGUCUACACGACGGCCCAAUAAGCUUGAUACGAUACCAUCAUCAACACAAGGCGCACGGAAGUGAAGGGAAGC
This is a messenger RNA of Saprolegnia parasitica CBS 223.65, 1338 nucleotides long. RefSeq lists its product as hypothetical. The transcript has a single exon. NCBI's taxonomy places the organism in Eukaryota, Oomycota, Saprolegniomycetes, Saprolegniales, Saprolegniaceae. Bases 1 to 1287 code for a protein of 428 amino acids. The record is from RefSeq and is a predicted model, not a curated record.